GUGCUUCCGUUGCUUCUUCCAACAGUAACAAAACUAAACUACAGCCACACUCCUAAGACAGUCAAACCACCAAAGGUAUAGAGAUAACCUCCAUGAGCGCAUAAUCCAAAAUCACCAUGGGAGCACCAUAGAAGAUACCCCGAUCAAAUUAUCUUCCCAAAGCGGAUCAGGAUUAUAAAGUUCAUCGUCUGCCGGUUCAAUUUCUAUAUGUAAGACUGCUACUUCUGGCCCUACACAUCUCUCAAUUUUCAUUGGGCAAACUUUCUGCCAUUUCUGCCUAAAGCCCAUAAAUGCUAGGUAUUUAAUUUUAUUAUUCUAUAUUUGUAUAUGCAUAGCUAGGUUACACAGAAGAUAGACUGCAAAUGUUAUUGCUCUAUACUGUAUGUGUGUGUGGGGGGGUAUUAGUUACUUUGGUUAAAGCCAAGAUUUAUGUGUACUGUACAAUAUGUGUAUAAAAUAUUAAUGUAGUAGUCUUGUGUUUUCAUAUAUAAUGGUUGCCUUGCUACCUACUAUAACAUGCUCAACAAUCUUGUAGAUAUUUAAAUUUAAGAUUAUUUAAGAAUUAUACUGUUGGCUAAAAUUUUACUAAUGAAUUGUUUUCUUUGCAGUACAUCAUGCAGAUCUUCGUGAAAACCCUCACUGGAAAGACUAUUACUCUUGAAGUAGAACCUUCAGACACCAUUGAAAAUGUAAAGGCAAAAAUUCAGGAUAAGGAAGGCAUCCCCCCAGACCAGCAGAGAUUGAUCUUUGCUGGUAAGCAGUUGGAGGAUUGUCGCAUUCUUUCUGACUACAAUAUCCAGAAGGAAUCUACACUCCAUUUGGUAUUGCGUCUUAGAGGAGGAAUGCAGAUCUUUGUGAAAUUUACAGGAAAGAUUACCCUAGAAGUAGAACCUUCAGACACCAUUGAAAAUGUAAAGGCCAAAAUUCAGGAUAGGGAAGGCACCCCCCCAAACCAGCAGAAAUUGAUCUUUGCUGGUAAGCAGUUGGAGGAUUGUCGCAUUCUUUCCGACUGCAAUAUCCAGAAGGAAUCUACACUGCAACUUAUUAGAGAAGGAAAAGAAAACAACAUCUUUGUGAAAACCCUUACCCUUACAGGAGAGACCAUUAUUCUAGAAUUAGAAUCUUCACACGAUAUCACAUUCCCCCCUUUGUUAUUGUUGCGUCAUAGAGGAAUGCAGAUCUUUAUGAAAAAAUAAAGUAUUCCGGAUGAAAUGUUCAAAUUUCCUUUAAUGUAUGGAAUGGAAAAGAUUUAAUCACAUUGUUAUUAUUUUAACCGAACCCAAA
Messenger RNA from Homarus americanus (American lobster), 1284 nucleotides. Its product is annotated as polyubiquitin-like. Lineage: Eukaryota; Metazoa; Arthropoda; Malacostraca; Decapoda; Nephropidae. The transcript has a single exon. The coding region runs from base 615 to 1196 and encodes 193 amino acids. Gene Ontology annotation, molecular function: ubiquitin protein ligase binding; protein tag activity. Gene Ontology annotation, cellular component: cytoplasm; nucleus. Gene Ontology annotation, biological process: protein ubiquitination; modification-dependent protein catabolic process. The record is from RefSeq and is a predicted model, not a curated record.